GAACUGCUAAAAAGCCCAAAAGCAGCUAAACGAACGAAACGAGUUUGGGGAAUCAUUAACUAAUAUUUUAUGCCUUUUAUGUAUGGAUUCUUAAAUUUAAAUUACUUAAAAUGGGUGCAAAUGUGUGUCUGAAAGUGGUUAUACCAAUAUUAAUAUUCGGAGUUGCUUCGGUAUGUUCAGAGUGUACGAUUCCAAUUGUUUUACGAAAUACUUGGUUUUCUUUUGAAAAUGGAAAGCAAACUAUUACCGACAUCAACGCAAGCGAUAUGACUGGAAGGGGAGUCUGCGUAAACAUGAAAGCCGAUUUUCACGUAAACUACACAAUGGUUUUCAAAUAUACAAAUUGUUACUACUGUGUGAAGUUGAUUGUGAGGACAAUCAAUGUUAUAGAGAAGUUAGAGACGCCCUGUGUCGAUCUGGCGUUAGAUGAAGAACCAACGGUUGAAAGAGUUUGCAGGGGUUUGAGACAUGACCAGCAACUAACAACACUGUUUUCUGAGAACUAUAUCCCAGUGAAUUGCCGUUCAUCAUUAGAAGGCGUGUGGACAUUUGGAUACCAGAACCGGUUCAGGUUCACAGGAGAGUGCAGCCACCCGGAUGCGCAGAUCAGGUCCUGUCAGACAGCAGGCACACAGUUCUUGAUCACAAACCAGAAAUUCAACAUCACUUACCGAAAAUGCCCUGGAAUGUCUGGAACGUUUGAUGGAGUUGUAGAGUACAGUUGUUUAGGGCAUUGGUUUGUUGGUAAAAACCAUUUCUUUGCUGUGGCCAACACCAAGGAAUCUCGAAAAGACGAAAAAUAUCGCUGCUUCCUUAAGAACAGAGAUGAUGACUUGUACCUCGGCGCGUCAAUUACUCCCGAAUGUAAUGCACUUAAGACUGUUGAAAAGUCCCCAGAAAGGUACAAGGUCACCCCUGUUAAGUCUGAAGUUGUUGAACCUGGUUGUCGGUUACCUCAAAACUUCUCUGGAGACUGGAUCAACACAGCAAACAUUGAUGCAGAUGUGUUUAUAAAUGAAACGCAUAUAAUAGAGACAUACUACCCCGAUGAGGACAGAUACAGAAGAACUAUCUAUGUCUGCCGGGAACAACGCGACAGCAAAGUGAUGAUGGCUCGCCUUACAGUGGAUGGCUGUCAAAAAGAUUAUGUUUGCUUCGAUUUUGUACCACAACAUCACAAUAUAAUAAGAUACCGCAAAGGUCUUGCUAUGAUCCAGAGUAAUUUCCAUACUGUGUGCUCAUGGGUGCAGUUCCCUAAUAAGAAACAAUGGCGCUACGACCUUUUCCUUAAGAAGGAUCCGUCGCCCAUCCGCUGCCCUGUUGCUGGAAAGUUCAACUUUACUCAAAGAGGCGAUGUCAGAUUCGAGACUAGAAUCCUUGGCGGUGUUACAUUGAGCCCUCGUCCAAACUUGUACUGUAAACUGAAUAUAAGUGACUUCUCUGUCUGUGAUACUGACCAAAAGACUGUACAAAUCAAAGAAAAUUACUGCCUCUCAGUGGACUACCUCGGCCGACCGGUGGAUAUUUACAGUGAUCCUGAUUAUAAAAUGAAGUGCAUUGGCUACUGGAAAGAAAAUUUGAAGUCUUAUCUUAUUACUUAUGACGAGUUGGAUCCUUUCUCCAAGUACAGAUGUUGGGUGUAUCAAAGGGCCGAUCUUAAUAGAAUAUUGAUGUCUCAGGCUAUAGGGCCUUUUUGCGAUCUCAAGCAGGAUGUGACGUCAUGGAACUACACAGAGGGCGCCGCAGUCGCCGUCGAGAUGGAGGAGUACGAGAGAGAGCGCGACCAGUGCCCGAUGCACUUUGACGAUGGCAGCGACCCGUGGACCACCAAAGAGAAUUAUAUCAAAAUAUUUAAAUUCAGUUACUCGUUUUGGAGGAGUAACGACGCAACAUUUCUAGCUUUAAGCUUUAAAACAUUUAUACUGGCUGUUCUUAUUCAGCUGUUAUAAUAUUUAGUCCAAUAUCAAAAUUGUGGUUAGUGUUGUGAUAGACCACAUGACAUCAAAUACCUAAUGUAAGUUUUAUAAUUGGCACUUAGACAAGACAACUUAUUGAAGUUUAUCUCUGAAUGAACUAUUCUGUAAUAUGAUGGUAUGAAGUCCGCAUUGGGCUAUAAACUAGUUUAGAACUACAUAUGAGGAUACUUAACUUACAUUUUACACAUUUACUGUUACCUCCUAAGUCCCAGCUUUUUUUAAACGUCAUAGUCCUAGAGGCCUCUUGUUCAUUUUUUUGCACAGAAUAAAUAUUUGCUGUCAGUCCUGAACAGACUAUUUACCAACUCUAUGGACUGUCAGAAUACUCCCGCGAAUAUUCAAAUUUGAAAGCGGGGGGCAUCUAAACAUUUUGUACCGAAAUAUGUACUACUACUAUCGGUGUUUAUUCCUAUAGUAAUUUACUUAAUGCUGGGACUGAAGGGUGACUUUUAUUAUGUACAAAAUUUGGUACCGCAGGACUUAGGUUAAAUUUUCUUUAAGCUUAAUUUUAACUGUGCAGCUGUGUUGUGCUUUGAAUGUAGAUAUAAGCUAAAGUGAAUCUCAUUUUCAUUUUAAGUAUACAAUUUUGUCUCACUUUUACCAGCAAAAUAUACUAAGUAGAAAAUACUUAUAUACAUAUAUGUGCCAUUUGCAACCAAACGGGUACUUAUUGUCGGUUGUUAAUAAGGCGCUAUUUCCAUAUAGCUUCAAUUGGAAAUCAACCUUAUCGACAAGCGACAAUGUGGUACCUUUUGGUUGAAAACGUCACAUAUGUUAGGUAUGUGCCUUAAUUAGGAAGUAACACAAUGGUAGUUAAUAUAAGAACAUAUGUGGUGUCUCAUGUCUAAAGGGUCCUUACGCACAUACGCCUCAUAUACUUAGUCAUUUUAUGUUUUAAAUACCUAUAUUAAAGAUUUAGUUAUAUUGACUAGAUAAUCAUCCGUCCAAAUAUAUGAUUAUGUGCCUUGUGUUUUUAAUCUGUCUGUGGUAGAUGCAUUACCAUUCCAUUUUUAUCCGUCCAAAAUAUAUGAUAAUUAAUAAUUUAUAUAUGUAUACAAAUUUUAUAAAUCUUUUUUUAAAGUAACUAGUACUCUUAAGUUUACAGGUUUUCUGACAUCUACAAAGAGAAACUAUAUUGUAAAAAGCCUGAUUUUAUUUUGGUCAAACUUACACAAUAAAAAUUAUAAAAGGAAA
Molecule: messenger RNA, 3170 nt
Organism: Cydia strobilella
Lineage: Eukaryota; Metazoa; Arthropoda; Insecta; Lepidoptera; Tortricidae
Gene: udt
Exons: 9
Coding region: 111-1949 (612 amino acids)
Biological process (GO): wound healing
Source: RefSeq, a predicted model, not a curated record